Molecule: messenger RNA, 1728 nt
Organism: Fundulus heteroclitus (mummichog)
Lineage: Eukaryota; Metazoa; Chordata; Actinopteri; Cyprinodontiformes; Fundulidae
Exons: 6
Coding region: 1-1728 (575 amino acids)
Biological process (GO): lipid transport; lipoprotein metabolic process
Cellular component (GO): extracellular region; membrane
Molecular function (GO): lipid binding
Source: RefSeq, a predicted model, not a curated record
AUGCACAAUGAGAAUGACAGUUUUCUGUCCUACAGGUGGUCGCUGCAGAACGCCUUGUUGCAUUACAUCACUGAAACUCUCACUUACAUGGUAGAAGUGAAAGAGUUUUAUUUGGGGAUCUCUAAAUGGAUCAAUUGCAGAAAGAAAGAGCAUGAGACAAUGAUAAGAAUGAAAAAAACGGCUGACAAACUUGAUACCACUUUCACCAAGUCAAAGGGCACAUUGAAAGCCAUUGGUAAACACAUAAAGAAAAAGUUUCAGAAUGAUCCAGAGAGCAAACUUGCAGAACUAGAAAAGUGGCUGACUGAAGUUUUGAAAGACACCAUGGAAGGUCUGGAGAAACUCAGCAUCUUCUUGGAUGCCAUGGAGAAGCUGGCAGUCACUUCCUUACAUGUGUUCACUGAGAACCAGAUUGUAUACCUUCCUGAGGAGUUCUGCUAUGAAGAAGUUCAAGCUGUGAUCAGAACUGCACAGCAAGUCAGUCCUUUCCUUUUUAAGUUCAAACGAGAUGCAAAGUCCUUCUUCCUUCCUAGCCUUCACAAUCUAGAGGUUCUUGGACAACAACUGGAAAAAUACAUAGAAGCCAUUGAGGAAAUAUGUGAAAAUCAUGGGAAAAGCUUUAAAUUUGAGAUGUGCUUGGAAAUAACUGAAGAAAUUGUUGUGGAUUGUGAUGAUAUGUGUAAAAAUAGUAUUCAAGAGAUGACAUAUCACAUUAAGCGUCUUGACAAGAUCAGGAUGGAUGAGCACUUUCGGAUGGAGAUCCUAUUCCAGGGAGUCUCCUCAUCUGGUUUCAUCGAUGUAUUUGCUGCUAAUAAGGAUAAAAUGCUAAGGUUUCUGAAUGACCUGGAGCAGUGUGCUGAUGAGUUAGACAGGAUGAACAAAGGAGCAAAGAUCUCCAAUCUGGCGGGCAGCUCAGUGAAAACAACUGGAGAUGCACUCAGCGCUGCAGGUGUCGCGUUAACACCAUUUACAGGUGGAGCAUCUUUAGGGCUGACACUUCUCGGUUCAGUGAUGGGGGUAGCAAGUGAAACCAACAGUGUGGUAACAACCUUAACAAAGGCUGGAGUUAAUCAUACUUCUCAGAAUAAGGCAAAUAAAACUUUCCAAAGUUUCAUGGAGGUUUUCCAAAAGAUCCAGGAUUGUCUGGAUGAAGGGAUGAAACACUCGACAGUAAAUCUGAAGCCAAGGAAAAGUAAAAACCCUUCAACCCAGCACAUGCUGGGUGAUGGAACUACAUCACGGAGCAUGUCCUCAGAUGCUCCUGAUACUUCAGAUGUUACAGAUUCUGGUCAGAGUGUGGUGAAAGAUCUUCUGUCAGAGGAACUUCUUGGUACUGGAGCUGAGGUCUUCCUUGCUGGCAGGUGUUUGCGGUUGACUGGUGGGCGGGGCACGCACACCUACGGUUGGUUCAGCAGCGUCAGGCCGCGCUACAAGAACUGCGCACAGACAGCAGGAGGAUGCCAGAGUAUUAACCUGAGUGGUCUCACCUCGAGCUCCCCUGAUCGCCCUUCCUGGCGGAUCUCCCUCUUGAAGUCACCUGUGCCCGCUCAGUACGGUUCCUCGGAUCCCUUCCCCGUGCCAAGCCUCCGAGCUGAAGCCCCUCGGGACUCACCUGGUUCCUCCUGCUGCUCCCGGACCUCUGGAUUCUCUGGCGCUGCUCGGAUUCCAUUCAGCCUGCGCCCGCCGGUCACUCAGACACCUGCCACCAGCUCCAUCAGGCAAGGCUGA